Molecule: messenger RNA, 1411 nt
Organism: Choloepus didactylus (southern two-toed sloth)
Lineage: Eukaryota; Metazoa; Chordata; Mammalia; Pilosa; Megalonychidae
Product: basic leucine zipper and W2 domain-containing protein 1-like
Exons: 2
Coding region: 1-1008 (335 amino acids)
Cellular component (GO): cytoplasm; membrane
Molecular function (GO): protein binding
Source: RefSeq, a predicted model, not a curated record
AUGCUUCUGGAGCAAAACUUGAUUAUCGCCGAUAUGCAGAAACACUCUUUGACAUUCUGGUGGCUGGUGGAAUGCUGGCCCCAGGUUUUUAACAAGUUAAUCAGGCGCUACAAAUACCUGGAGAAAGGUUUUGAAGAUGAAGUUAAAAAGCUGCUGCUGUUCUUAAAAGGUUUUUCAGAGUCGGAAAGGAACAAGCUGGCUAUGUUGACUGGUGUUCUUCUGGCUAACGGAACACUUAAUGCAUCCAUCCUCAAUAGCCUUUAUAAUGAGAAUUUGGUUAAAGAAGGGGUUUCAGCAGCUUUUGCUGUAAAGCUCUUUAAAUCGUGGAUAAAUGAAAAAGAUAUCAAUGCAGUAGCUGCAAGUCUUCGGAAAGUCAGCAUGGAUAACAGACUAAUGGAACUUUUUCCUGCCAAUAAACAAAGCGUUGAACACUUCACAAAGUAUUUUACUGAGGCAGGCUUGAAAGAGCUUUCCGAGUAUGUUCGGAAUCAGCAAACCACAGGAGCUCGAAAAGAGCUCCAGAAAGAACUUCAAGAACAGACGUCACGUGGGGAUCCAUUUAAGGAUAUCAUUUUGUAUGUCAAGAGGGAGAUGGAAAAAAACAACAUACCAGAACCAGUUGUCAUUGGAAUAGUCUGGUCAAGUGUAAUGAGCACUGUGGAAUGGAACAAAAAAGACGAGCUUGUAGAAGAGCAAGCCAUCAAGCACUUGAAGCAAUACAGCCCUCUACUUGCUGCCUUUACUACUCAAGGUCAGUCUGAGCUGACUCUGUUGCUGAAGAUUCAGGAGUAUUGUUAUGACAACAUUCAUUUCAUGAAAGCCUUCCAGAAAAUAGUGGUGCUUUUUUAUAAAGCUGAAGUCCUGAGUGAAGAGCCCAUUCUGAACUGGUAUAAAGAUGCACAUGUUGCAAAAGGGAAAAGUGUCUUCCUUGAGCAAAUGAAAAAGUUUGUAGAGUGGCUCAAAAAUGCUGAAGAAGAAUCUGAGUCUGAAGCUGAAGAAGGUGACUGAAUUUUGAAACUACACCCUCAGUAAAGCAAACAGGAGUUGUAGAUAAAAUGUCAUGUCUCAUGUGUCCUGGUUCUUACAUCUUCCUACCUCCCUAUAUCAAGCAUGAUAUAAGGGCUUUCAUGGCAAAUUUUAUUUUAACUGUUUCUAUGGUUACUGAAAAUGUUGGGUUUAGUUUCUACAACCAUGUUUUAAGUAGCUACAGGAGCUAUAGAUUUGAAUCUGAUGUUGCAUUUAUCUUUUCAGUUAUCUUCUACCUCCUGUAUUUUCUACUGUAAUAAUGUAAUUUAAGGCCUUCCACAGUGAACAGUUUACUUUAUUCCCUGGGUUUUCUAUAUAAACAGUUUUCAAGAUAUGAUUUGGUUAAAAACAAUUUGUUAUAAAAAUUCUGUUUGCAAAUUAAACU